AUGUAUGACAGAAGUAUUCAGGAUUUUGUUCCGAAAAAGACCGCACCACCAGCCCUAUCAGAACCACUACCAGCACCAGCGGAGGACGUCGACGGUUUGGCGGAUGAACUGGACAAAAGGCUUCAAGUUGAAACCGACGGGAACGAAAACAAGGAUUCAGGGAAUGCAACUCUACCCGCAAACGGUGAAGACGCCAAGAAAGAUCACACGUUGUCGAUUGGUGGCGAAGCGGCUGAUUCUACCCCCAUCAAGGGCGCUCAGGACAGAACCAUUCAUGUUGGGAAUAUUCCCUUUCGCGUGAGGUGGCAGGACUUGAAGGAUCUUUUCAGAAAAGCCGGACACGUUGUUAGGGCAGAUGUUGCCCUCGGUCAUGAUAACCGCUCCAGGGGGUUUGGCACUGUGGUCUUUUCAAGCGAGGAGGAGGCGAAGCAGGCCAUAAACAUGUUUGACCAGCACCAUUGGCAGGAUCGUGUCAUUCAAGUGCAAGAGGACAGGUCUGGCAUGGAUAACGGCCGGAAUCACGACCGCGGAAAUGUUUAUGGAGCCGCUCAGGGCUACAACCACCCAGCACCCCACUUUAGGAACCUUUACCCGAUGAACCACAACCACAAUGUCGCUGCGAGCCGCCAAGUAUUUGUUGGCAAUCUCCCCUUCCAAUGUCAGUGGCAGGACCUCAAGGAUUUGUUUCGCAAGGCUGGAAAUAUCAUCCGGGCAGAUGUGGCGCAUGGGUACGAUGGAAGGAGCCGAGGCUUUGGCUCUGUUCUUUUUGCGACCCCCGAGGAUGCCAAGACUGCCAUCUCCAUGUUCGACAACUGCGAGUACAACGGGCGCACGUUGCGAGUUCAUUAUGACCGCUACAGCCAUCCUGGACUGAUGCCGUUAGGCACCCACCCAAUGGUGCACGGCGGAGGGCAUGUUCCUUUCAACCUGGGACCACCGCUUUUUGGCAGCAGGAACUUUUCACCUCUGGAUCCUCCACCAAACGGCGCGGAAGAGUUCUCAACGCCUGAUGGAGUUGCACUUGCAAGUGCUUCGCCCCACUCGUCGGAGAUCUCAGGCUUGGCGAGUGCUGGCGACAGAGUUUCUUCAGCAACAACGCCCUUCGAUCCCAGUACGGAUAAUACAACUGCCACCAUCGGAGUCGUCUCACCUCCGGUAUCAGGUCCAGCCUCAGCCACAGCCGCAGCUGCAACCGCGGCAUCUGCACAUGGAUCGUUCACCAGUCCUGAGGCUUUAUCGCAUCCAGAACCAGAGUCACCCUCACAACAGUAUCCUUUCCUGGCCCACCUCGGACCGAUCGGGAAACCCAACUCUGUGCAUUUUCAACAGCAACAGCAAUUCCGUGGCCUCUCGAAUCCAGGACUCUUACCCGGGGGCAGCGGCGUCAGCAGUAGCAGUUCUGGGACCCUACCCCCACAUAGCCCGUCCGUGGGAGUGAACGACACCGACGAUGACGAUUUCGGACCUCGGAGUAUCGGCAUUCCCUACCAUUUUGGAAAUGGUGUCGGUGAUGACGAGAACGCCUUUACGCCUAGGUUCUACAUGUAUCCUGGCCUGCACCAGAAUCAACAUCAAUCACAACAACAACAGCAGCAGCAGCAGCAGCGCCAACAGCAGGAGCACCAACAACUUCAGUCGCAGCAGCCGCAGAGUCAACAACAACAACAAUCGACUUCGCAACAACCACAUCAGCCAGCGCUUGCUGGCUACCUUCCACCCUAUCAGGACCUUUACUCUCACGAGCACCUCGUGCAUGGAAGGGCCGGGCUUGUGGGAGGUCUGGGCACGAACGCGCUGAGCCAUGGAUAUCCUGGUCAACAGGAAUGGAUGGGUCACCCCAACACGUUUAUGAUGGGUCCUCCGCAACACAUGUAUGGCGCAUUACCCUUUGGACAAUAUGGGCAUUAUAGAGACCUGAACAAUGAGGUUGAUGAUGGGGAGGAGCUCUUGCAGCAGGAGGAUGGAUAUUAG
Molecule: messenger RNA, 1971 nt
Organism: Linnemannia hyalina
Lineage: Eukaryota; Fungi; Mortierellomycota; Mortierellomycetes; Mortierellales; Mortierellaceae
Source: the annotation of a GenBank genome assembly